AAUGCACUUCAUGAUUUUAAUAACAACAAAUGGAAUAUAUUUUCAUUCUCUUUGUAUUUUUUUGUCAAUAUGGUACAAUAUUAUCUUAUAUAAAUCAAUGAGAUAAACGUGUUAGGUCAAAAGUAAUCUAAAAGAUCAGAAAGUAGUCUGAUUAUAUCACAUACAAUGUGUACUGUAAUUUUUAAUCAUUUAUCAUUUUUAUAAUUUGGAAUCAGUAACGGACUUCAAUUUGUAAGUCAUCUACCCACCAGUGUCUAUACGUUCCUCUGCAAUAGUGGUUUUCAACUAUUGGAUCCCAUAUUUGUUCUGAGAGAAGUCCCAAUAAUAAAAAUAAUUUAGCCACAUAAUCAUGUAGGAGAGCAGAGAAAACACCUCCUAUUGGCACAAAAGCUAUUCAGUCUAUUGAGUCUCAGAAAUACUUUAAUGAUUAAAAGUUCCAUUGCAUAAUGUUAUUCUGAUGAAGGUAAUUAAUAUGGUGUUUAUCUCACACUUUCCACAGAUGCAGGAACAAGUGAUGCAGGGAGCAUUUCAAAUCAGAAAGAAACUCAGACAAGCACAUCAAUCUUACCCACAAACACCACUAUACAACAACAAAACACAGACACCGCUGGGAGAAUUUCUAAUCAGAAAGAAACUCAGACAAGCACAUCAAUCUUACCCACAAGCACCACUAUACAACAACAACACACAGACACCACAGGGAGCAUUUCUAAUCAGAAAGAAACUCAGACAAUCACAUCAAUCUUACCCACACGCACCACCAUACAACAACAAAACACAGACACCACAGGGAGCAUUUCUAAUCAGAAAGAAACUCAGACAAGCAUGUCAAUCUUACCCACAUGGACCACUAUACAACAACAAAACACAGACACCACAGGGAGAAUUUCUAAUCAGAAAGAAACUCAGACAAGCAUGUCAAUCUUACCCACACGCACCACUAUACAACAACAAAACACAGACACCACAGGGAGCCCUUCUAAUCAGAAAGAAACUCAGACAAGCAUGUCAAUCUUACCCACAUGGACCACUAUACAUCAACAGAACACAGACCCCACAGGUAUAA
Cyprinus carpio (common carp) is the source of this 1066-nucleotide messenger RNA. RefSeq lists its product as uncharacterized. The record is from RefSeq and is a predicted model, not a curated record. NCBI's taxonomy places the organism in Eukaryota, Metazoa, Chordata, Actinopteri, Cypriniformes, Cyprinidae. The coding region runs from base 458 to 1066 and encodes 202 amino acids. The transcript is spliced from 8 exons.